Oncorhynchus masou masou (cherry salmon) is the source of this 5414-nucleotide messenger RNA. RefSeq names its product transmembrane protein 161B. Bases 221 to 1690 code for a protein of 489 amino acids. NCBI's taxonomy places the organism in Eukaryota, Metazoa, Chordata, Actinopteri, Salmoniformes, Salmonidae. The record is from RefSeq and is a predicted model, not a curated record. The transcript is spliced from 12 exons.
CUUAGCGUGACCUCUACUGCAGUUGAAAACAUUUGGGAACCGAGCUUGAAUGAAUUGGUCAUUGAAAUAUAAUUGCAGCAGUUUGAUUUAUAAAUUAAUUAAUCUUAAAUAUCACCAACUUCAGAAAGGCUUAUGUGCUCCGCGCCGCUCGAUUUCCGACUCGGGGAGCUUAGUGUGACAGUUGUCGGCGUUAAGUCCAUUUCAGCACAACUGCAUCAACAUGGGGGUGAUCGGUGUGCAGCUGGUGGUUACUAUGGUAAUGGCCAGUGUAAUUCAGAAGAUCAUUCCUCAUUAUUCCUUUGCAAGAUGGCUACUCUGCAGUGGCAGUCUGCGGUGGUACCAGCACCCUACGGAAGAUGAGUUGAGGAGCCUUGCCGGAAAGCAACAAAAAACUAAGAGCAAGAAAGACCGGAGGAACAAUGGCCACAUAGAGAACAAGCCUCUGACCAUUCCCAAGGACAUAGACCUGCAGCUGGAGACCAAGUGCAUCACAGAAGUGGACACGUUAGCGUUGCACUACUUCCCAGAGUUCCAGUGGUUGGUGGACUUCACUGUGGCUGCCACAGUGGUGUAUCUGAUCACAGAGCUGUACUACACAGUGGCCCAGCCCUCUGGGGAGAUGAACAUCAGCGUGGUGUGGUGCCUGCUCGUCCUCGCCUUCGUCAUUAAGACCCUGUUCUCCCUGACGGCCUUCUACUUCAAGCUGGAGGAAGGUGGCGAGCGCUCGCUCUGCAUCACCUUCGCUUUCUUCUUUUUUGUCAAAGCCAUGGCCAUCCUCAUCGUCACUGAGAACUACCUGGAGUUUGGCCUGGAGACAGGUUUUGCAAAUUUCUCUGAAAGUGCCACACAGUUUUUGGAAAACCAGGGGUUAGAGUCCCAGGGUCCCAUAUCUAAACUCACCUUUAAGCUGAUCCUGGCCUUGCUCUGCUCUCUGAUUGGUGCAUUCCUCACCUUUCCCGGCCUACGAUUGGCUCAAAUGCACCUGGACGCCCUCAACCUGACCACAGCCAAAGUCACACAGACUUUGCUUCAUAUCAACUUCCUUUCCCCUCUUAUUAUGGUACUGCUGUGGGUGAAGCCUAUAACCAAGGACUACCUCCUGAAUCCUGCCCUGGGGAAGGAGAGUAUGCCUUUGAUGACUGAGGAGACCUAUGACACGUUGCGGUUGUGGGCCAUCCUGCUGCUGUGUGUGCUGCGCCUGGCCAUGAUGAGGCACCACCUCCAGGCCUACCUCAACCUGGCCCAGAAGGGCGUGGAGCAGAUGAAGAAGGAGGUGGGACGCAUCAGCACCAUUGAUCUGCAGAAGAUGGUGGCCCGUGUUUUCUACUACCUAUGUGUAAUCGCACUGCAGUAUGUGGCACCCUUGGUGAUGUUGCUGCAUACAACCUUCCUGCUAAAAACCUUAGGUGGACACUCCUGGGGGGUGUACUCUGAGGAAGACCUCCCCUGCCCAAUGGAGAUUAACUCUGACCCUGCUGUGGUUGCAGUAGCAACUGCAGCUCCAGGGCUGGCUGUGGUGGCUCAGGCAUCAGUGGUCCAGCUGUCGGUGGCCCUCGGGGGCCUGCGAACAGUAUUCACCCCCCUACUUUUCCGUGGCCUCCUCUCCUUCCUCACCUGGUGGAUCGCUGCCUGCCUCUUUUCCACCUCCAUCUUCGGCCUCUUCUACCACCAGUAUCUCAUGGCGGCAUAGCAGCAUUCCCCCAGGGUCAGGGUGGUGUCCCACUGGGCUCUGUUCCAGCCCCGUUCAGAAACAACUGUGUGGGGCAGGGCUCUAAGGACAACCCUUCUCCUCUCCCACAGCCACGUCACUCAUGACCAUAUCUGCAGAGAACCCCUGGUUCACCCCCCAGUGCUUCCUUCAUGGAUGACUCUUAACUUGACUUUUACUACCUUUUUAUUUUGAGAGCAGGAUUCAUAAAUCCUUAACAAAAAGACACUAAUAUAAAUGAGAGUAAUGGUAAUAUUUAUGAGCGUACAGUCUUAAACAGAGCAGCAGAGAACCUUGUGGUGGUGGGGGGCUGUGGAUGUUGUCAAGGGAUGUGUGAACUAAAGCAGCCAAUAAGAGGUCACCACUGCGAUGCUUGUCCAACUGGAGAAGGAGGGGACACCUCACUGGGAGAGUCCCUGCUGAGAUCCCGUCACUUGAAACUGUUAAAUUUAAAUAUGUCUAACUGGCUACCAAGGACGAAAAUGGGUUUUUAAAUGUACGUUCCUUAUGAUUUCUGAAAUAUUUUAUCCCCCCUUUACUGUCCCUGGUACAAACUGAGCCAUACUGGAAGAGCUGAGAGAAACGUGUGCCCCUUCUGACCAGUUGUGACGACAGUCAGGGAGGGAAGCAACACACAGGCCUUGGUCAAGGGAAUGGUACGUGUGAAUGUGAGUAAGAUCCCUGCUGUUAGGUUGGUGUACAACUAAAAGGGCAUUUUGAUCAAUAGGAGAAGUGUCAAGUCAAAUGCCAAUUGUAAGUUACAGCCUCUUUCCUCCACCCUCCCCUGUCCCUGUCCACCCCUUGUAGAGCCAGUAGGGAAACUACCAUUUUUAGGUCUUCUGUUUUUGUUUCAUGGAUCAAAUUGUGAAUUUAGAAAUGUGUUUUUAUUUGAAAGAGCUGCCAAGUAAGAGUGGGCUGUAAGAUUUGAUGACUGAUAGUUUUAUAGCAACAAUGCGGCCUUCUGUCUUCAGAGUCCCCAUGAGGAACCAAUAGAGCACAAGUGUGUACUCAGAACAAGAUAUGCACAAGUGUAUAUGUACAGACUUUCAUAGGCUUACUGACACUCUCUCUCUCACACACACACACACACACACACACACACACACACACACAUAUAUACAUAUAUAUCUCUCACAAGCUCAAACACAGGGAUAAUUGGCCAGCCCGGAGUAAAGAACAGUUGUCUGGACAGAGUGGUAUACCACAAAGCAGGGUCAAUGAGUUAGCCAGAUAACUUUGACAAACAGUUUACUUAAUGGUUCAUUAAGAACGCUAAACAUAGAUACAGUACCAGUCAAAAGUUGGACACACCUACUCAUUCAAGGGUUUUUCUUUGUUCUUACAAUUUUCUACAUUGUAGAAUAAUAGUGACGACAUCAAAACUAUGAAAUAACACAUGGAAUCAUGUAGUAACAAAAGAAGUGUUAAACAAAUCAAAAUAUAUUUCAGAUUCUUGAAGGUCGCCACCUGUUGCUUUGAUGACAGCUUUGCACACUCUUGGUAUUCUCUCAACCAGCUUCACCUGUAAUGCUUUUCCAACCGUCUAGAGGGAGUUCCCACAUAUGCUGAGCACUUGUUGGCUGCUUUUCCAUCACUCUGUGAUCCAACUCAUCCCAAACCAUCUCAAUUGGGUUGAGGUUGGGUGAUUGUGGAGGCCAUCACUCUCCUUCUUGGUCAAAUGGCCCUUACACAGCCUGGAAGUGUGUUGGGUCAUUGUCCUGUUCAAAACAAAUGAUAGUCCUACCAUGCUUCACGGUGGGAACCACACAUGUGGAGAUCAUUAUUGUGGAGAUCAUUACCAAAAAAAAUCGCAAAUUUGGACUCAUUAGACCAAGGACAGAUUUCCACCGGUCUAAUAUCCAUUGCUCAUGUUUCUUGGACCAAGCAAGUCUCUUCUUCUUAUUGGUGUCCUUUUAGUAGUGGUUUGUUUGCAGCAAUUCGACCAUGAAGGCCUGAUUCACGCAGUCUCCUCUGAACAGUUGAUGUUGAUAUGUGUCUGUUACUUAAACUUAGUGAAGCAUUUGUUUUGGCUGCAAUCUGAGGUGCAGUUAACUCUAAUGAACUUAUCCUCUGCAGCAGAGGUAACUCUGGGUCUUCCAUUCCUGUGGCGAUCCUCAUGAGAGCCAGUUUUAUCAUAGCGCUUGAUAGUUUUUGCGAUGGAACUUAUCAUUUUUUAAAUAUAAAAAAAAAAAAACUUUUUACCCCUUUUUCUCCCCAAUUUUGUGGUAUUCAAUUGGUAGUUAGUCUUGUCUCAUCGCCGCAACUCCUGUAAGGACUCGGAGAGGCUUAUGUCGCGAGUCAUGCGUCCUCCUUAACACACCCCAACCAAGCCGCACUGCUUCUUGACACAAUGGCCUCUUAACCCGGAAGCCAGCCACACCAAUGUGUCGGAGGAAACACUGUACACCUGGCAACCUUGUCAGCCUGCAUGUGCCUGGCCCGCCACAGGAGUUGCUAGAGCACGAUGGGACAAGGACAUCCCUGCCGGCCAAACCCUCCCUUAACCAGGACAACGCUGGGCCAAUUGUGUGCUGCCCCAUGGGUCUCACAGUCGUGGCCACAGUUGUGGCUGACUCAAACCAGUAUCUCUAGUGGCACAGCUAGCAACUGCGAUGCAGUACCUUAGGCCACAGCGGCACCCGCUGCCACUACUGAACUUGAAGAAACUUUCAAUGUUCUUGAAAUGUUCCCGGAUUGACUGACCUUUAUGUCAUAAAGUAAUGAUGGAUUGUUGUUUUCUCCUUGCUUAUUUGAGCUAUUCACUGCAAAGGAUGGCUACUUUGAAGUAUCUCAAAUAUAAAAUAUAUUUUGAUUUGUGUCUCGCUUUUUUGGUUACUACAUGAUUCCAUGUGUUAUUUCAUAGUUUUGAUGUCUUUGCCAUUCCACAAUGUAGAAAAUAGCAAAACUUCCACGAGUAGGCGUGUCCAAACUUUUGACUCGUACGGUAUGUUUUUGGAUGUCGAGUACGUUAGACCGUGCCCAUUUCAAGCUUUUAAAGAGCGGUCAAAAGUCUUCACUUGUUCUUAUUUAUUUAAAAGGUGGAGGGUAUGCACACUAUGAAUGUAUCAAUCCUGCCUAAUUUCAGAUGUUUCUUUGUGAUAAAUUAUUGUUAUGUGAUUUUAAUUUGUACCCUCAACGGUUAAUGACUGCACUUGGCUCCUAUUCCUAGCCCUAUGCCUCGUGAUUAGGUCAACAGAAGAUUCUUUUUUACCUCUGAACACCAUGUUUUCUUUUGUGACCAACUUAUUUAGUUUGGUCAUUUUUCUUUUUCAGAGGGGGGUUACAAGCACUAAAACAAUCAAAUAAAAGAAUAUGAAGCUAAGCCUGACCCCAUCCCCCUCCACCCGCCCACAUCCUCCCUACUCACUCGGAAACUGGGUUUUAAGUUCAAUAUAUUUUGGGGCCUGUAAAAAAAAUAUAUAUAAUCUUAACACCAAGCAUUGUAUUAUUGGACUAUGAUGUUUUCAAUCAGUUCAGAAACGUGUACAAGACAAAUCGCAUCUUUUUAGAUAUAUAUUUCCCCUGAUAUGUCAAAAGUAGCUGGGAUACUUUUACAAUCCAUUGGCCAAAAAGGUGUUGUUUGACUUGUCUGUCACCACUUUAGUGUUUUAUUUAGUUAAAAAGUAUUACUAUUCCUCCAUGUAUUUAUUUUUUUCUGGUUUAGUUUGUUUUUAAUAAAUUCCAAUCAUUACCAUGUGUUUUGGAA